GAACGUUCAACAUUAUUCUUCAAGCACACACCAAAGUACGUGGUGCGCGCGGAGCAGAUUUUUAGUGUUAUAAGUAACUGAUAGUUCACAAAUUUCAUAAAUAUGAGGGAGAUCGUGCAUAUUCAAGCUGGUCAGUGCGGUAACCAAAUCGGUGCUAAGUUCUGGGAGAUUAUCUCUGAUGAACACGGCAUCGACCCCACUGGUGCCUACCAUGGAGACUCCGACUUGCAACUAGAACGCAUCAAUGUCUAUUACAAUGAAGCUUCUGGGGGCAAGUAUGUGCCCCGCGCCAUCCUUGUCGACCUCGAGCCUGGCACCAUGGACUCUGUCCGUUCUGGACCUUUUGGACAAAUCUUUAGACCUGACAACUUUGUUUUUGGACAGUCUGGUGCAGGAAACAACUGGGCCAAGGGACAUUACACAGAGGGCGCCGAGCUCGUAGAUUCAGUUUUAGAUGUAGUACGAAAAGAAGCAGAAUCUUGUGAUUGUCUCCAAGGUUUCCAACUCACACACUCCCUCGGUGGUGGUACCGGCUCUGGCAUGGGUACCCUACUUAUCUCCAAAAUCAGAGAAGAAUACCCUGACAGAAUCAUGAACACAUACUCAGUAGUACCAUCACCUAAAGUAUCAGAUACAGUAGUAGAACCUUACAAUGCCACAUUAUCAGUCCACCAACUUGUAGAAAACACAGAUGAGACCUACUGUAUUGACAACGAAGCUCUCUAUGACAUCUGCUUCCGCACGCUUAAACUUUCAACACCCACGUACGGCGACCUCAACCACCUCGUGUCGCUCACAAUGUCCGGUGUUACCACUUGCUUGCGGUUCCCAGGUCAGCUGAAUGCGGAUCUCCGCAAGCUGGCUGUGAACAUGGUUCCCUUCCCUCGUCUCCACUUCUUCAUGCCUGGCUUUGCACCACUCACGUCACGCGGCAGCCAGCAAUACAGAGCCCUCACCGUACCCGAGCUGACCCAACAGAUGUUCGAUGCCAAGAACAUGAUGGCCGCCUGCGACCCACGACAUGGCCGCUACCUCACGGUCGCCGCCAUCUUCCGUGGCCGCAUGUCCAUGAAGGAGGUUGACGAGCAAAUGCUUAACAUUCAGAACAAGAACUCGUCCUACUUCGUAGAAUGGAUCCCCAACAACGUGAAGACUGCCGUCUGUGACAUCCCACCACGUGGUCUCAAGAUGGCCGCCACCUUCAUCGGUAACUCCACCGCCAUUCAGGAGCUGUUCAAGCGUAUCUCGGAGCAGUUCACCGCUAUGUUCAGACGUAAGGCUUUCUUGCAUUGGUACACUGGCGAGGGUAUGGACGAGAUGGAGUUCACUGAGGCCGAGAGCAACAUGAACGACUUGGUCUCCGAGUACCAACAGUACCAGGAAGCCACCGCCGACGAGGACGCCGAGUUCGACGAGGAACAAGAGCAGGAGAUCGAGGAGAACUAAACCAAACCCCAUUCUAACUCACCACCCUGUUUAACGUUCUUAAUCAGUUGCAUGCUUUAGGUUUUGUAUAUGUUGAUAAAUAUGUUGAUAGCAUAACAUUCCCAGCGCAUGGGAGGGCGCUCAUCAUGUUUAUAGCGGACUAUAAUCUACUGGUGACGCCCCCUCUCGGACCGGUGCUCACUCUAAAGUUGACACAAAAGUAAGAUCUUUUGUUUGAUAAGGCUGAACUUUGAUUUAAUUUCUAAGUUAAUUUUUUUAUCUUUGUAACCAGUGUGAUUGAGUUUAUGUUGGCUUUUUGUAAAUGAAAGUUUAAUAUUGUCGUACAAGUUUUCGAUAUUGAUCAAUAUUUUUAAUUGUUCCAACUGGUGAUUAAUAAAUUACAUCAUUUUA
Molecule: messenger RNA, 1836 nt
Organism: Pieris napi
Lineage: Eukaryota; Metazoa; Arthropoda; Insecta; Lepidoptera; Pieridae
Product: tubulin beta-1 chain
Exons: 2
Coding region: 103-1446 (447 amino acids)
Biological process (GO): mitotic cell cycle; microtubule cytoskeleton organization
Cellular component (GO): cytoplasm; microtubule
Molecular function (GO): structural constituent of cytoskeleton; GTPase activity; GTP binding
Source: RefSeq, a predicted model, not a curated record